AUGGAGAAGCCCGCGCUCCGAUCGUCCCGGAAGGACAUUGUGUUGAGUCGCCGGUAUAUUGAAGGACUCAUUGCAGAGGGAAAGCAUGUCAUCAUUUUCGAGGGCCGCGUCCUCAAGGUGGACGCCUGGAUCAAAUUCCACCCCGGCGGAGAUAAGUCGAUCAAGCACAUGGUCGGCAGGGAUGCAACGGACGAGAUCAAUGCGCUGCACUCUGAAGAAGCCCGCGAGCGCAUGCCCUCUUUCCAGAUCGGACGAAUCGAAGGCCUCUGGUCCAAUUUCCUUCCCCCGAUCCAAGGCGGCAGGUUCCGUCUCUACACAGAGGAGACGUGCUCGAGCGAGGAGGACUUGACCAGCCAAGAAAACUCCAGCCGGGACGGAUCCCUUCCACCGUCCCCAAUCUUUGACGCCGUCGAUUCUAAGCCCACCCGUCGAAAGAACGCCUCGCAAGCAGCCGACUUGUCUGUUUCCACUCCUCCAACCCAAGACUCCCAGCCGAAGCCGGCUUUCCUGGACGCUCGAACACAAAAGGAAAUUGACUUCGACAUUGCCAAAUACCCAUCGUUGGAUACUGCAAACCAGGAAAGCAUUAAGCUGAAAUACCGCGCCUUGCAUGAACGCAUUCAAGCCGCAGGCCUGUUCAAAUGCAACUACUUCUCCUACUUCAUUGAAGGUUGUCGAUAUACCCUCUUUGCAACCUUAGCAUACUUCUUUCUUCGCCUGGGUUGGUGGGGAACCUCCGGCUUCUUCCUCGGAUGCUUCUGGCACCAGCUUGUUUUCACAGCUCAUGAUGCCGGCCACAUGGGUAUCACCCACAAUUUCCACAUCGACACCACAAUCGGCAUCCUCAUUGCCGACUGGAUGGGAGGAUUGAGUCUGGGAUGGUGGAAACGAAGCCACAACGUGCACCACAUCGUGACCAACGAGCCCGAGCACGACCCGGACAUCGAGCACAUACCCUUCUUCGCCAUUUCCCACCGGUUCUUUACGAGCCUCCAGAGCACAUACUACGACCGCCAAAUGACCUUUGACGCCCCGUCUAGGUUCAUGCUCAAGAUCCAGAACUACUCAUACUACCCCAUCAUGGCGCUGGCCCGCUUCAACCUCUACCGCCUCAGCUGUGAGUACCUGUUGAAAGGCCAAGCCCCGAAGAAGGGACCCGCCUGGUGGCACAUCUAUCUCGAGAUCGCCGGCCAGAUGUUCUUCUGGUACUGGUAUGUCUACCUCGUGCUGUACAAGUCGAUUCCCGACUGGGGUAGCCGCUUCGUCUUCCUCAUGGUGUCCCACAUUGUGCCCUCGCCCUUGCAUGUGCAGAUUACACUGUCCCACUUCGCCAUGUCCACCGCCGACCUGGGCGUCCACGAAUCCUUCCCCCAGAAGAUGCUGCGUACUACCAUGGACGUGGAUUGCCCUACCUGGCUGGACUUCUUCCACGGUGGCCUCCAGUUCCAGGCAAUCCACCACCUCUACCCUCGCAUGCCGCGUCACAACCUCCGUCGUGCCCAGAAGUAUAUUCUGGAGUUUUGUCGUGACACCGGUAUUCCCUACGCUAUCUUUACCUUCUACGAUGGAAAUAAGGAGGUUAUCAGUCGGCUUGGAGACGUGGCGAAGCAGGUCCGUCUCAUGGAGGAGUGUCGCAAGUCAAUUGCGCAGGAGGGUGUCUUCUCGCAUCACUGA
Penicillium cinerascens is the source of this 1674-nucleotide messenger RNA. RefSeq names its product fatty acid desaturase. NCBI's taxonomy places the organism in Eukaryota, Fungi, Ascomycota, Eurotiomycetes, Eurotiales, Aspergillaceae. The record is from RefSeq and is a predicted model, not a curated record. The coding region runs from base 1 to 1674 and encodes 557 amino acids. Gene Ontology annotation, biological process: lipid metabolic process. Gene Ontology annotation, molecular function: oxidoreductase activity, acting on paired donors, with oxidation of a pair of donors resulting in the reduction of molecular oxygen to two molecules of water. Gene Ontology annotation, cellular component: membrane. The transcript is spliced from 2 exons.